AGGGAUGGGGUUUGGGAGUGGUGGGGAGAGCGAUGAGGAGAACCCUUGAGGCGGUGAACUUCAAGGGCGAGCGCAUUGACUUGCCUCUCCAGGGAUACAAGUGCAUUGAGUCGCGCUUGCAGAGGUGCAAGGAGAGACGCAAGAACAACGCGAAGGUCCGUGGGGUCCACAGAGUGCUGACCUUGGACCGUCGAGUGGUUGGGCACCUGAGAGACGGAGGGCGCCGCGACGAUCUCCUCAGCUAUAGUCGUGUCCGUGGGUAGAUGACUAAAAGCGGCAGCCAGACCGUGAAGAAACACUUCAGGGAAGUGGGAAGCAGUGGGCAAGCCGACAAGGGGAACAAAAAGCGUGUAUGCAUUUACUGCGACAAACCCGUGGAUGGGACAGCCAGCAGGGCAAGGGAUCAUUUCCUCAAGGGGUCGAGAUGCAACGUCGAGCGCCUCAGAGGUACUAUACCAGAAGAGGAGUACUUGAGGAGGGAGAAGGGCAGGUCGGCUGCAAGGGCCGAGUUGGGGGCCAACAUGGGAGAGCCCGAAAUGGAGGUGUCAUCGGAGGAUGAGAAUGCUCCGCGGACAUCGGGAGGAGUUGUGGAUCCAUGGGGGUCUGCGGUAGGGCUCUGCCAGACAAAUCCGCAGACGUUGGCGGCAGCAGUUGCGGAUCCAUCGGGGUCUGGAGUUGGGCUCCGCCAGACAACGAUCAUGGACAGCGCUGCUGUCAUCACGACACACGAGCAAACACAGCGCACUAUAGACGACUGGAUGACGGCCGAAUGCAUCCCGUUCAACAUGAUGAAGAGCGAGUAUUGGGACAGAAUGGUGCACACGCUCAUGAAUGCGCCGAAAGGCUUCAGGUACGCGAAGUUUGAGAAUGCAAGGACGAAGAGGGUUGAAGUGACAAGGGGCAGGGUCAGGAAGAGGGUGGAGGAGUUGCAACAGGAGUGGCCAACCACUGGCUGCAUGUUCCAACUUGAUGGUUGGACAGAUCGCCGACAGAGACCACACAUCAACGUGAUGGUCUCCUUCCCUAAAGACUCCAUCUUUGGAGAAGUGUGUGUCGAUGGCACGGGCCCCACCAUCAGUAAGGUGUAUGCCCGUAUAGACAGCGCAGUGGAGAAACUAAGGGAGAGCAAUCACUUUGCCGAAACGGAGAAGGAGGAAAUGGAGGAGAUCAUCAUGCGGCGCUGGAACGCAAUGACAUCGCCGCUGCAUUGUGCUGCACUGUUCUUGGAUCCGGAGUACAGAGCGUCGCAGCCAGAAAUGGAUGCAGAGGUUGCAGAUGGGUUUUGGAUGUGGCUUUACUCGUGGUUCAAAGAGUCCUCGUUUGCUGAGGUCGACGCAGAGCUCAACGAGUCGUGGAGGAAGGCCACAAAGGCUUCCAAGUUUCUGGCCUGGCAACAUUUGAUCGAGUUGGAUCAGGCCACAAGGACCAUGACCGUUGAGCAUGCCAACAAAUACAAAGCUGCGAGGGCRAUUGCAUGUGCACCGCCCUCGAUCCCGGCCAAACGAGGGAGAGGGAGACCUCGGAAGGAUGCUGCAACUCAAGGCGGGACAGGUGAUGAGGAGGAGGCCCAGGACGUGGAAGGUGACAAUUUGGCAGGAGGUCMUGCACCCGCACGUGUCUCAAGAAAGCGGGGACGACCGCGGAAGGAGCCCGUGCAAGAGGAGGAGGAAGCAGCGCCAGAAGGGACAAGCAACGAUAAAAGUGGUGGCGGCGGUGAUAAAAAUGAUGGCAGCAGUGACGAAAGUGAUGGCAGCGAUGAUGGUCACGACGGGAGCGGUGGCUGCGAUGGGACUGAUGGCAGUGGCGAGGAGGACGAAGGCGAAGGAGACGAGAAAGAUGGUUGCUCGUCGGAGGAAGAGGGCGACUCCGAAUCAGAACCCCUGUCUAAAUUGCGCAAGACAUCCCACUAACGCGCACG
Messenger RNA from Chara braunii, 1918 nucleotides. NCBI's taxonomy places the organism in Eukaryota, Viridiplantae, Streptophyta, Charophyceae, Charales, Characeae. The record is from the annotation of a GenBank genome assembly.